UUUUAUGUCGCGUACAGUGUUGGAGUUCUGCAGCAAUUGGAUGGAAAAGUGAGGAAGGAAUCGUGUCUUUCCAUCUGAUGCUGAAACCAGACGGCGCCCACCUUCAUUCCACGAUGGAAUUCUAUUACCCCAAUAGAAAAAUAAGGACAUACUCCACGGCUUUGUGCGCUCUACGCAAUCCUUAAAUUGUUGCUACAUUAAGCCUGUAAUUGGGUUGGAUAAGUUUCAUUUCAUCGUUCCCUUUGGCUUUGAGUAAGUUUCUUAUCUUUCUAUUUUUUCUGCCAAAAUCCUUAUCAUCUUGAUUUUUCUGGGACCCAAGUCCUUGAUCUGUUGUUUUUUAAAGUUUUCAUGCCUAAUUUCUUCGCAUCCAUCAUUAGUGGGCUUCCUCGUUUCUUUUCUGAAGAUUUAAUCUUGUUUAUAUAUUGAUAUGGAUAUUGUUUUUCUUCUUUUCUUUUUUAUUUAUCAAUGACUUGUUGCUUUGUCUAGGUAUUAGGUAGCUCUGGCUGUAUGGCUCGCUUUUGCACCGUAAAGAACAUUUCUUGAAUUUACCUAUUGCUUCCAAGCUCUCUUCUUUUCAGGGUGAUUUUUUUUUUUUAAUUUAAUUCAUCAACGUUUUCGAAUCCGAGGUACACAAAACAUUUGCUCGGCUUGUUUUACAUUAUUUUCUUAUGAUCUGUGAAUAUGUGAGAACAUGUUAUUGAAUUUUUAAACAAAAUAUCGAGUAUUCAUGUUUGUUGUCUGUAACCAAGUUCGGUAAGCUUGGCAAAGAUUGGCUUCCUGGGUAGGGAUUGCUUGCGAAGGAAAUGCAUUGCGAGAGGGAUUGGGAAAUGGGUAUGUAGUUAGACAUAUUUUUGUUGUAAGAUGGAUUUGCAGGGUAAUUCUCAGCCUGAAUCGGGAAAACUGGAACAAAUCGUUUCCCAAUUUCUAUUAAAGAGCUUACACAUUAUUCUGGACUCGAGGGUUCCUUCUCGUCGUCCACAUGGUCGUAGUGGGGACCUGUCAUCGGCUUCUCAUGUGAGAAAGAGUGACAAAUGGUUCAACUUAGUAUUAGGUGACCGUCCUGCAGCUCUGGAUAACUUGAGUUUCUGGCACAGAAAUCUGAUGGAGCCAAUGAUAAUCGAUGUAAUACUGGUUCAUGAAGGUUCUAAAUCAAUGGGGGGAUCUGUUGAGACAGUUAUAGAGAGGUGGGUUGUUCAGUAUGAAAAUCCACGAGUUGUGGCUGCUCAAACUCGUGAAAGUUCUGCCUUAUACAAGAAAGCAUACAAGAAGUCAAUAAUACUUUUACGGGCUCUUUAUUCACAAAUGAGGCUUCUCCCAGCAUAUAAGAUCUUCCGGCAGCUAAGUAGAUCAAGUCAGACUUAUAAUUUUGACAUCAUUUACAAGGUGCCUUCAUUUGGUGAUCCAUUCUCAAGGGUGGACGAGGAAAUGAUGGAGGAACACAGUUUCAAUCAUGUGGAGGCCUUCCCUGGCCGCCUUUGCAUAUCUGUGGCAUACCAUAAAACACUAACCGACUUUAACCUUGAGCCUUCAACCUCAUUGCCACCAAAGAUUAUUACAGAUUAUGUUGGUAGCCCCAACACCGACCCUCUGAGGUUCUUUCCCUCUUUGGAGAAGGGUGUUCGUGCUAUUUCCUUUCCAUUGAGAGCAGUACGAGCUCCAUUUCCUGUGCCAUUUCAACGUCCACACAGCUGGACAAGUGGCUUCCACAGAGAAGCUUUUUCUGCACAAAAUCAACCCGUUGUUGGAUCUCCACCUGCAUAUCGCCCAUCUGCUUUGCCAUAUGACUGCCCAUCUCCACCUACUGAUAUAUAUAGUAAUAGAGUUCCAAAUUAUAGAAUGCCAAUCCAUCAAAGGACUAUUAGUUAUGAUGGUUAUCAGCUUUCACCUCCAUUCUCUCCAUCUCCAUCUCCGUCUUCUCCAUCAUAUGUCUCCACUGGUAAUCAUCCUAUGCGAACACGUGUACGUCCAGAAACUGCUCCUGUAAGUAUACCACUUUCAAUGGCAAGCAGGAAUUCUAGAUACCUUUCUCCCAAUUAUUCUGAUCCAAGUAGAAUUUCUCUCCCACCUUUAUCUCCCAGAAGCAGAAAGACUGAUCCUUCAUCACAGGAGUCUCCUUGUGGAACUCCAUCUUUUAGGAAAAUAGAGUCUUUAAGGUCUGGAGAGAUGCAGAAUCAUUAUGCUGGCCAGAAGAUGAUCAGAGAUAGCAAAGAUGAUUCAGGGCGGUUCUCAGGAUUGUUAUCUUCAAGUGGCUCACCACGUAUUGGAUUUUCUAGAAGCUCCAGCAGAUUAUCUUUCCAGGAUGACUUAGAUGAUAAUAUUUUUUCAUGUCCUUUUGAUGUUGAUGAUGUUGAUACAUUGGAUAUUCAAGUCAGUCAGAAUUUUGAUGGGAAAAAAGCUUCCGAGUUUACUUCACAGUCAUUGCCAAUUGUUAAAAAAUCACAAGAUGCUGCCGUUGGUGUCCUUGUUCACAUGUUGAGGACUGCACCUCCUCUGCGCCAAGAUUCAUGUUGUUACUCAUCCCACUCAAUGAAGACUGAACUUGCGGGAGGAGUCCCUACAGCAUCUGGAUUCUUUAUGCCUCGAAAGACUGCUGAUGCACUUGAAGAGCUCAGGAGUUUCAGAGAAAUGAAAGACCUACUUCUCUCCAAGAGUGGAACUCGGGUGGUCAGCAAAGACGACGUUUGAGCUUGCUGCUUUGAUGGAUUCAUCUCUGUUUAUUGAGACAGAAAUUUAGCUCCUAAGAGAGAGGAGAUGACAACAGUUGCUGGCAAUGGCAAUGGCAAUGGCAAUGAAUGGAAGGACUACCACCGGUCCACCAUGAUGCCAAGGCUUCAAUAGAACAGAAACGGAGUGACAGAUUAUGUACAUAUCGUGACUAAAAAUAUUCACCGAUUCAUGAGAAUUGCUAUGUAAAUGUUUCGGGACCAUUCCAUUGUUUAAAUGUUUAUAGGUAAAAGUUCCAGUUCUGGUUUCCUGCAGCCAGCAAAUUUAAGUCUCUUCUUCAAGACGUGGAGAAGAAGAAUAAAACCAAGAGAAUACUACGAAGGUUGUCUAAGCAAUCUGCCAAUCACACAUGGGAAAGAAUUCAGCAACUGUACAAGCUGGCUGCUGAAAAUUCUUUGCAUUCAGCACUUCUUAAUAUCUGACAGGUUACGUAGUCUUUGUAUGAUUA
Messenger RNA from Juglans regia (Persian walnut), 3172 nucleotides. Its product is annotated as autophagy-related protein 13a-like. The record is from RefSeq and is a predicted model, not a curated record. Gene Ontology annotation, biological process: mitophagy; autophagosome assembly; protein localization to phagophore assembly site. The transcript has 3 exons. Bases 862 to 2685 code for a protein of 607 amino acids. NCBI's taxonomy places the organism in Eukaryota, Viridiplantae, Streptophyta, Magnoliopsida, Fagales, Juglandaceae. Gene Ontology annotation, cellular component: extrinsic component of membrane; Atg1/ULK1 kinase complex; cytosol.